Doryrhamphus excisus (bluestripe pipefish) is the source of this 1275-nucleotide messenger RNA. RefSeq names its product replication factor C (activator 1) 2 (gene rfc2). Gene Ontology annotation, molecular function: DNA clamp loader activity; ATP hydrolysis activity; ATP binding. Gene Ontology annotation, cellular component: DNA replication factor C complex; nucleus. Lineage: Eukaryota; Metazoa; Chordata; Actinopteri; Syngnathiformes; Syngnathidae. The record is from RefSeq and is a predicted model, not a curated record. Gene Ontology annotation, biological process: DNA-templated DNA replication; DNA repair.
AUCCCUACGUCGACGCUUGAUGACGUUUUCAUGCGACUUCCCGCGAUUUUGAAGACAACCAAUAGCGACCCUUCCUACUGAGUCGUUGGCGACAGCGUUCCACUAUGGACGUCGAACUGAUGGAGGUGUCCAGCGAGAAAACAGCCACAGAAGGCGGACUCAAACUGGACACGGAGGCCGGGAAGAGCUCCGGCUUCUACGACCUGCCCUGGGUGGAGAAGUACAGGCCGCUGAAGCUGAAUGAGAUUGUGGGCAACGAGGACACUGUUAGCCGGCUGGAGGUGUUCGCCAGGGAGGGAAACGUCCCAAACAUAAUAAUAGCAGGCCCCCCCGGAACCGGAAAGACCACCAGCAUCCUGUGUUUGGCUCGAGCUCUGCUGGGGGCUUCCAUGAAGGAUGCCGUGCUGGAGCUCAACGCCUCAAACGACAGAGGAAUCGACGUGGUGAGGAACAAGAUCAAGAUGUUUGCUCAGCAGAAGGUCACGCUGCCCAAAGGACGACACAAGAUCAUCAUUCUGGAUGAAGCAGACAGCAUGACAGACGGGGCUCAGCAGGCCCUCAGGAGGAUCAUGGAAAUCUACUCCAAGACGACGCGCUUCGCCCUGGCCUGCAACGCCUCCGACAAGAUCAUAGAGCCUAUCCAGUCGCGCUGCGCCGUGCUGCGCUACUCCAAACUGACGGACGGUCAGAUCCUCGCCCGGCUGCAGGACGUAGUGGAGAAGGAGCGUUUGUCCGUGUCGGACGACGGCCUGGAGGCGGUCAUCUUUACAGCGCAGGGGGACAUGCGACAGGCUCUCAACAAUCUGCAGUCCACCAACUCGGGCUUCGGCUACAUCAACAGUGAGAACGUGUUCAAGGUGUGCGACGAGCCGCAUCCUCUGAUGGUGAAAAGCAUGCUGGGACACUGCGUGGACGGAAACGUGGAUGAGGCGUACAAGGUGGUGGAGCAUCUGUGGGCGCUGGGGUACUCCCCAGAGGACAUCAUCGGGAACAUCUUCAGGGUAUGCAAGACCUUCCAGAUGGCCGAGUACCUCAAGCUGGAGUUCAUUAAGGAAAUUGGGUACACGCACAUGCGCGUGGUGGAGGGCGUCAACUCACUGCUGCAGCUGGCCGGACUCGUGGCUCGACUCUGCAGUAAGACGACGCCCCCUGCGGCCUGCUGACGCCACCCCGGAUGCCUGUAGUAAAUCUUUUUUUGUUUAUUAUAUAAUAAUCCACAUAUCCAAUGUCACCUAGCUGCAGUUUCAUGCAAAUAAAUCGACUAUUUAGCAGAAA